CAUAUUUAUGUUUAUAUUCUAAAAGUAUAAUUUACACGUAUAUUUUUAAAUGGAUACGGGUUUUGGGCAAGAAAACAAGAUACCUGCUUCUGGAAAGGAUGCGGCAGCGACAUCACUGCUAAACCAAUUCAUCUUGGGACAAUUGAAAGAGAAGCAGGGUUCUAGUGGUGAAGUUGCAUCGCCUAAUGGAUUCGUGUUACCUAAGUUACAAAUGGGUAAUUCGAAAGCUGACGCCAAAAAACGAUGAGAAAAUUAUUGAUGGUAUUGGAGAAAUUAGUAAUGGCGUCAACAACCUUCAAGUGAAUGACUCAAGAACCGAGAAAAAUGUAGAACAAUCAAACCAUGCCAUAGACCUAACUGCCGCUUUAAGCACUGUUACAGGAAUUAUUGUGCAAAAUAAAAAAACGGUAUCUCCACCCGCCGAAAACUUUCAUAUACCAUUUAUAGAGUGUGAUCGUAAAGAGAAGCCUAUUCUAUUGCCUGUCAUUAACAAUUACUUCCAGCCAAGCAGAGACAUCUCUACAGCUCACAAAAAAUUGGCUACACCAUCAUCGUGUGGACGCAUUAUCUGUCUAAAAUAUAAACGAACACAUCCAUUUCCGGAAAUAAGUCACGUUUUUAAAGUAAAACAUAAAAUACAUCGUUUUCAUUUCGAUACUAAAUCGCCAGAUGAUAUUGUAUUGGCCACAUUAAACAAAUAUCAUCGGCAAUACUGACGAAGGCGGCUUUGCAGUCUACUAAAUAUUUUGAAAUUUGUACGCAUUAUAAGAAUUGACGUUUGUGACAUUAAAAUAUUGUACAAAAAAACUAAAUUUGUAUUAUGAACACAA
This is a messenger RNA of Bactrocera neohumeralis, 830 nucleotides long. RefSeq lists its product as uncharacterized. The transcript is spliced from 2 exons. NCBI's taxonomy places the organism in Eukaryota, Metazoa, Arthropoda, Insecta, Diptera, Tephritidae. The coding region runs from base 186 to 716 and encodes 176 amino acids. The record is from RefSeq and is a predicted model, not a curated record.